UGAAAGAGAGUAAGAAAAGCUGUGUAUGCCCGAGUCUCUCUUCCUCAAAGAAACCUCUUUGACAUCACUUCUACUCCUACUUUCACUUCUACUUCUACUACUUGAGCUUCAGGCGGCAUUUUCAUUUCGAGUAGAUACUAGAAGGGUUUAGAUUGAUUACACAAUGAUCAAGCGGUUACCAAGUAGAAACCAAAGAUCUAAAGGAGUCAGGGUAAAACAUGUUCUGCAGAUCUGUCUGCUGCUUGGUGUUUGCUUUUGGUUAAUCUACCAAGUCAAGCAUUCCCAUGAUAAGAAGAGGGAAUUUGAUGAGAAAGACUCAAAAGCCUCAGUUAAAGCACAAAGUGAUAAUGAGAUUUUGAAACUGGGGAGGAAGGACCUCCCUAAAUUGCAGGAAGUAGAUAAGAAUGAGAAGCAUGAGGAAGAAGAGGAAGAUGCUGUGGAGGAGGAAGAGAAUAAGCCCGAGGAAGAACAAAAAGAAAUAAGAAUGCAUGUAGAAGAGGAUCAAGAAGAAGCAAAGCAUGAAGAAGAAGAGCAGGAAGACGAAGAGAACAAGCAUGAAGAUGAAAGGCAAGGAGCAAACAAGCAAGAAGAAGAAGCUGGUAAGCAUGAAGAAGAGGAGCAAGAAGAAGAAACUAAGACUGAAGAGGAGAGAAGAGGAGGUGAAGAUGAAGAGACAGAUGAACAAGAUCAAGAAAGAACAGAAUCUGAGGGUGAUCGUGAGGACGAAUUUUUAGAUGAAGAGAAAGAGAGGGAAGGAGAUGGUGAUGAUAAAGAGAAUGAAGGAGAGGUUGAUGGUAAAGAGAGUGAAGAUGAGGGUGAUGAUAAAGAGAUUGAAGAGAAAGACAAUCAAGUAGAAAAUGAGAAUUCAUCCGAUGAUCAUGAUAAUGAUGGUGAUACAAACGCUCAUGUGGCAAGAGAAGAACAUUAUAAGGCGGACGAUGCUUCUAGUGCUGUGUCGCAUGAUAACCAAAUUACAAUCACUGAGACUGAUAAAGGAAGUUUGGAAAAUUCAAACGAGAAGGAGAGGAAUAUUUUAGAAAAUGGGAGUAAAACAAAUAAUAUUGAGGAAAGUAAUGGGAUUCAAAACAGUACGGAGUUAAAAUCUGGAGAAGGUGAAAUGGCUGAAAGUGGUAGUCUGUUGAAUGUAAUUACUACUGAAGAAAAGGAUCAUGGCACUAGAUCAAACAACCCUGAUAUUAGCUUGCAUUCAAAUGCAAGAACUAAUUUGACUGAAACAGGUACAGAAACAAGCAACAAUUCAACUGGAUUGAGUACCCAAAUUUCUGCUUAUUCUCUGAAGAGUGAAACAGAGACUACAGUGGUUUCAAAUCAAGCUCAAAAUGCAGCAGUCGAUGGUGCAACUAACUUAGAAGCCAUUAACUUUCAAAUCACUGUAUUGCAACAAGUCAACAACUCUAACACAAUUUCGGACGGGAAUCAAUCUAAUUCUAAUUCCAGUGUUUCUACUGAAACCAUAAAUGCAGAUGCAGCCUUGGGAAAUUCCUUUAAUAAUUCAAACCUCGCUUUAUCAGAAAAAAUCAUGAGCUCAAAUGCAACAGUAGUUGGAAAGGUCAGCUCUGGGUCUUUAGCAACAAAGGAGACGACUGAUGCUGCUCAGAAUGAAACAUUAAAUAGUGGCGGUGAAUCUGGUGGAACAAAUGAAACCUCACAGUCUUCCUCGACGGACAGGACCGGAGAUGCACAUAGUGACAGUGAAACAAAUAUAAGCACAAAUGGAACUGGGGAUGCGCAUGUUAAGCAUGAAGACAACGGAUCAAGUGAAACAAAUGAAAGCAUGAGUGGGACUGUGGAUGUGGCUAAAGAGGACCACAUUGAUUCUUCAGAUUUCUCUAUUAUCCAUGAUGAGAAAGAGUCUCUGAUAGAUCUGGAAACGUUGUCUGAUAUCAGAACAAAUGUGGAUCACAAUGAAGAUGCUGCAUCAGAAUAGAAAUUCUGAUGAAAUCUUUUGGCUUUUUGUUGGUGCUCGAAAGUGUUAGUUGUUUCUCACUUGGUUUCAAUACAGAAAAAGGUAACGUUUUCAGAGUGCUGCUUUACUGAAUUGAUCCAUGUUAGAGAAUACAGUGCCAACUCUGCAGGCAAAGAGUGUAGGCAGGUCUUAUUGUGGCGAGUUUUUGACUGUAUAAUUUAUGUCAACUUCUUAUGAUAGCCUUGUAUAGUUUUUUAUUCAUGCUUCUGUUAGUUC
Pistacia vera is the source of this 2203-nucleotide messenger RNA. RefSeq names its product myb-like protein X. Bases 164 to 1948 code for a protein of 594 amino acids. The transcript is spliced from 2 exons. Lineage: Eukaryota; Viridiplantae; Streptophyta; Magnoliopsida; Sapindales; Anacardiaceae. The record is from RefSeq and is a predicted model, not a curated record.